Messenger RNA from Drosophila persimilis, 2649 nucleotides. It is a transcript of the gene sv, whose product is annotated as paired box protein Pax-2. NCBI's taxonomy places the organism in Eukaryota, Metazoa, Arthropoda, Insecta, Diptera, Drosophilidae. Gene Ontology annotation, biological process: anatomical structure development; regulation of transcription by RNA polymerase II. The record is from RefSeq and is a predicted model, not a curated record. Bases 1 to 2616 code for a protein of 871 amino acids. Gene Ontology annotation, molecular function: RNA polymerase II cis-regulatory region sequence-specific DNA binding; DNA-binding transcription factor activity, RNA polymerase II-specific. The transcript has 12 exons.
AUGAUCAUAAUGGAAAUGCAGACAUCGCCACAUCUUAGCCAUGGGCUUGCGACGCUCUCGCAGCAUCAGCUGCAGCACCACAUCAUCCACCAGCCCUUGCCUGUCCACAGUAACCAUGGCCAAGAUCAAGCGCUGACUACGAACACGAGUCAGCAUGAGCACGAUAAUCAACAGCAUCUGCAACACCAUCACCUCUCACAGCAACAACAGCAUCUGGUUGUCUCACCGACCAUACACACACUACAGAGCGCUCCGACAGGUGACAACCUGAGCAUCACCAUCGGCACCCAUCAUCAUCAGAAUGAUCAUCCCCAUCAUAACAACGGAAUCGUUUAUACCUCAGCACAAAUUGACGAAAAGUCAAAAUUGCAUAAGUUCGAUGAAUAUUCAAAUCGUAUACUUGGAAGCAUAGCGGAUGCCCCAACGCCGCCCUCCACAAACAAUUUUAUUUCACAGUCACAAGGCGUUGAAUGGAUAACAGCAAUGAACGAAGUCCAAAACGGGGCAGAAGAUUCACACAGCUCGCAAGGCAGUAUAUCUGGUGAUGGUCAUGGAGGAGUAAAUCAGCUGGGAGGUGUUUUUGUUAACGGACGCCCAUUGCCUGAUGUGGUUCGCCAGCGCAUCGUGGAGCUGGCGCACAAUGGUGUUCGUCCAUGUGACAUAUCCCGCCAGUUACGUGUGAGCCAUGGCUGUGUAUCUAAAAUACUAUCAAGAUAUUACGAGACUGGUAGCUUUAAGGCGGGUGUUAUAGGCGGAUCGAAGCCAAAAGUAGCGACACCUCCUGUGGUGGAUGCGAUAGCCAACUAUAAGCGGGAAAACCCCACAAUGUUCGCUUGGGAGAUACGAGAUCGACUUUUGGCGGAGGGUAUAUGCUCCCAGGACAAUGUUCCUAGUGUUUCUUCAAUAAACCGAAUUGUAAGGAACAAGGCCGCCGAAAAAGCAAAGCAUGUUCAUCAUCAUCAGCAGCAUCAUAUGCAGCAGAAUCUCAGUGGCGGGCAUAAUGCCACAGAGAGCCUUGAUAGUAGUACAGGUGCAAAUAGCGAUCCGCAGGCAUCUGGCGUUGGGACCAGCAGCAGCAGCACUAAUUCCGCAAUCACCACAACAUCAGCUGCGGCAUCUGCAGUAAUUGCCCACGCCCCAAUACCGACGUCAGCUUCUGACACCGUCCAAGACCCAAUAGGUCACUUAAAUAAUAACAGUAAUGGCACCAGCAAUGGGAAUGUCAGCGCAGGGCCUGAGCACCGCACGACUGGAUAUAGCAUAAAUGGAAUUCUCGGUAUACAGCAUGGACAUCAUUCUCAGAACAAUAACAACAACAACAGCACUAACAACAAUAAUAAUACAACAGAUCCUGGUUUUAAACGCAAGAGAAUCGAAACCCAUGAUGAAAACCGGGACACAAACAUUCAUUCAGACGAUGAAGCUAAGCGGCAGCGCUUGGGCUACAGUGGAGAUCCAAUUUACCCAAACAUAUGGUCAGGGAAAUGGUGCAUUAAGGAUGAACACAAACUGCUUUCCGAGCUAGGAAAUUUAACAACUGGCAGCGGUACCAAUGCUCCCUCAUACUAUGAACCAUCAAACGGGUUUUCAGCCAGCACGAUAUCAAUGUCAGGAGCGGCACCAACUGGCAAUGAUACUUCUAUGCUAUAUGACAGUAUAGCCACAAUGUCGCAGACUCAAGGCUCCCUGUACACACAAACAAUCGGUCCAUCUAUCGGCAGCAGUUCGCUUACUCCACUAGUCCCUAUAAGUAUGCAUGACAUGAAGCUUAGUACAAAUACAGUACAGGAACAGUCAAUCGCACCCUUCUACGCAGCCGCAAUAGCCUUUGAAAACGGAAGCUAUCCGUCAAUAACAAGCUUGGACAAUGGCUCAAACUCACCAGCGGGACAAGGUGCUAUUGCAGUUUCGGGAAGCUCCGAUUCGACCAGACUAUGUCCAAGGACUGUGCGAAACGAGCAAAAUCACACCGAAAGUAAUAUAAACAGUACAUUACUUAUAAAGGAGCCAGUGGUUCGAAGCGUCAGCAGGGACAGGGAGGAGAAUCCCAACAGAUCUGACAAGAGCAUGGAAUCUAACAAACCAAAUUUGGAGCAGAAUAACCAUAUACCCUUACCAAAUCUGCACCAUAUAACAGAACAGCAACUUAUAACAAGCAACGCCAGCCCCCUUGCCAAUACCAAUACACAUACCUCAUCUCUAAUACUCCUUCAACCGAGCGGAGGCACCUCUUCGCUAAGUGUCAGCGCUGCUGACGAUCGUUCAGAAGUUCAUACAAAUGUAUGUAGUAAUGUAGGCAUGUAUGCUACACCUACAGUACUGCCAAGUUUUAAUCAUUACUCUACAGGAUGUAGCUCAGUUGUACCAGGUACAGAAUAUGCCUAUAGUUCAGCUUACACACAAUAUGGAGGUGCUUAUGGUUCCUAUGGUUACGGUGCGAGCGGCGGCUUAGUGAACUCAUCAUACUACUACGAAGGUGGGCAGCCACAGUCAGCAUUGAGCCAGGACCUGCGUUCGCCAUUAGCUGCAACGCGGGCCAAUUCUUUAGCAUCAGCUGCGUCGCCAACUGGUAGUGCAUGCACAAAGUCUGAGACAUCAGACAUAUUCCUUGUAUAAUCAUCAAUCUAAUAAAUACCUCUACUGAAUUAA